Messenger RNA from Galendromus occidentalis (western predatory mite), 1677 nucleotides. RefSeq names its product fukutin-related protein. The record is from RefSeq and is a predicted model, not a curated record. The transcript is spliced from 3 exons. Gene Ontology annotation, cellular component: Golgi apparatus. Bases 1 to 1566 code for a protein of 521 amino acids. Lineage: Eukaryota; Metazoa; Arthropoda; Arachnida; Mesostigmata; Phytoseiidae. Gene Ontology annotation, biological process: protein O-linked glycosylation via mannose.
AUGCACUUCGAACAGCUGGUCAUGAGUCUGCUGCACGCAGCGCAGCGGUAUUCGUGGCGUAAUUUGUUGCUCCUGCUGAUCUUCAUGAAUUUCUUCGCGAUAAUUGUGAUGUUCUUUUCGCUGGAACGACGUUGCACCGCUGAUGCUCCACUGGACGUGCCCGAACCCCCGGCGAAAGUGAACAAGGCUCGGCUGUUCGAAAGAGCUUUCGACCUUCCGAAUAAUAUGGUUACGGCGAUUUUUCGAGAGUUCGAACCCUACGAACACGAUUUAGAGGAAACACUCUUGUCGUUCAAUUCGGUUUUCUCGAGGAUGCGGAUCCUUGUCGUUUCGGACGACGCUCUCUACCCGCCCCUACAGCAAAUACCCCAAACGGUGGAGAGCGUUCGACUUCAGAAAUACAUCUCGGAUUUUUCCAACAAUUCUCUAGCCGAUUACAUUCGGAACCAGUUCGUGCUCCUCGCUCCGGACAACGUCCGGCUCACUCAGCCGGUCAUUCUCACUGAGAUGGUGAAGUUCCUCAUCAAUAAUCCGGACCAGCUGGUAGCCGUCCCUGUGGGGGACGUGGAUUGUUUGCAGCUAAGGGUGGAACCCCGCCUAUGGAGUCUCUCCUAUAAGACGCUUCCUAAAUCGUCUUCCUUGUGUGAUGCAAUCUCGGGAGAACAUGCCGUCCUCCUACCGUCAAAAUUGCUCCUCAGCCUCCCCUUCGCGUUGGAGAGACCUCUGCCGGACUCUCUAUACAUCCAAACGACACUGCGCGGAAUAAAAACCCGAAUCAUUCAAGACGUUCACCUGAGCAAGCCUCUGAAGCGGCUCUUCGGGAAUGAACAUUUACGAGAGAAGAAAGUUCGGUACUACUCGUUCCACAAGCAAAUGUUAUAUCAGAAGUUCGGCGUCAAAAAAGUGACCCGUGAAGAUAAAAUCGUCGAGUGGUACGGAUGCCACAAGAAUAGCGAGCGAUGUUUCGGGACUGUGAUCAACGAGACUCCAGAUUACUUAUUCAAGAAACGCUGGACACCGCCGUGUUGUUUAGAAAAUCUCCGAGUGACCGCUCGUCACACCUUCAAGGUUCUGGAGGAAUUCCAAGUCAGGUACUGGCUCGAGGGGGGAUCGCUCCUCGGGGCCGCGAGGGCAGGCGAUAUCAUCCCGUGGGACUACGAUGUGGAUAUCGGAAUCUACGAGGAGGACCUUCCCCGCUGUCCGUGGCUGAAACUCGCAAAAGAAAAUAAACGACCUGUGGACCCGCAGGGUUUCAUCUGGGAGAAGGCGACGGAGGGAAGUUUCUACAGGGUACAAUUCUCAGCAAAGAAUAGACUCCAUGUCGAUAUUUUCCCGUUCAGAUCCAAGGGAGGGACGAUGACGAAAGACACUUGGUUUGAGACGCACCGCCAAGAUAGGGAAUUCCCAGAAUCUUACCUGAAGCCGCUGACUCGCAUACCGUUUGCCGGCGUCCACGCUUCUGCUCCGAAUAACGUCACCGGCUUCCUGGAGUACAAGUUCGGCAAAGGGGUGAUAACCAAAAAACAGUAUCCCAAUCCCGAAGUUUUGACGUACGAUGAAGCAUGAGAAGACUCGCACAAUCUCUUUCAUCGACUUUUCCUGACGCGAGAGGCGAGCACGAAUGUUAUUCAUCAAACAUUUCCCUCGGAGCUAUCCCUUCUCGACUUGGUAUUCGCC